Molecule: messenger RNA, 2031 nt
Organism: Aspergillus puulaauensis
Lineage: Eukaryota; Fungi; Ascomycota; Eurotiomycetes; Eurotiales; Aspergillaceae
Product: type-X family DNA polymerase
Exons: 1
Coding region: 1-2031 (676 amino acids)
Biological process (GO): double-strand break repair via nonhomologous end joining
Cellular component (GO): nucleus
Molecular function (GO): DNA binding; DNA-directed DNA polymerase activity
Source: RefSeq, a predicted model, not a curated record
AUGUCCACAACAACCGCAAGCUCCACGCCAGAUCCAGAUCCAAACCCAGAUCUAGACCCAGGCGCACAGUCAGGAGGAUUCACACUCUCCGACAUCCCGCCAAUAUUUGUCCUCCCAACACACCUAACCCUCGAUGCGCUGCACCAAGCAGAAGAAAUUCUCAUCCAGCACGGCGCACGCUUAACCUACGAUGUCUCAGAGGCAACACUUAUCCUCGGGAAAGUCGGACAGAAGAAGCGCGCAGCGCUGGAGCUACGGUCGCGGGGAAUCUGGACAGAGGAGGUGGCGCCUACACCUACACCUACACCUGAGCCUGGAUCAGCGGUAGAACCGCCCGUGAAACGGAGACGGAUAGGCACAGCAACAAACGCGGCGGCCGCAGAAGAGGUAUACCUGAGCACAGAGGAUGAGAGCGAGGAAGACGGGGUUCGUGGCCGUCAGCCUGCAGCGCAAUUGAAGCAUCCACAGCUGACGACGUCGGAAAGGACAGUACCGAGCGCGUCACAGUUUCAGAAGGAUAAGAACAAAGGGACAAUUAGAGUUGUGCGACUGGAGUGGUUAACAGAAUGUGCUGAGGCGCAGGAGUUUCUAGCUGUUGAUCCGUUCAUGGUUUAUUGCGCGCGCAAGAUAGAGCGACCGGCGACGAAGAAAGAUAAAGAUACUGCGACUUCGCAGGCUAUACUUGAUAGAGCGAAGCAGGAUGCUUCGUUCAAGGUGCCGUUCUCGACGACGACGACGAGUCCCAGGAGCAGGCAGCGGGAUGCAGUAUCGUCUGGUGGUUCUAGCCAGCGUCAGCCGCCAAAGCUGUAUCGGACGACGACGUCUGAGAAUGAGGAAGCGGAGCCGUUGCCUCCUCCGCCGGAGUGGGUUCAGAAUCAUGUCUUAUAUGCAUGCAUGCGGUCUGCGCUCCUGGAUACGCCCAAUGAGCGUUUCAUCCAGCAGCUCAUUAAGAUAAGGACAAUCCGUGAACUCAAUCUCGACGAGAUAGGCGUAAGAGCAUACAGCACAGCCAUCGCAACAAUCGCAGCCUACCCGUACGAAAUCCGGCGUCCAUCACAAGUCCUCUCCCUGCCUGGCUGCGACCACAAGAUCGCGAACCUCUUUUCCGAAUUCAAAUCCACAGAAAACGGCACCCUUGCCGCCGCAGAAGCACUCGACAAAGACUCUGACCUCGUCACGCUCAAUCACUUCCUCAACAUAUGGGGCGUAGGCCCCAAAACGGCCCGAGACUUCUACUACGCACGCCAGUGGCGCGAUCUCGAUGAUAUCGUCGAACACGGCUGGAAUAGCCUCUCGCGCGUGCAGCAGAUCGGCGUAAAAUAUUACGACGAGUUCCUGCUUGACAUCCCACGAGACGAGACUGAGUCCAUUGCAAACACAGUACGCAAGCACGCCAAUGCCACCCGGCCCAAUGCGUCCUACGACGGCCGCGGCGUCGAAUGUAUCAUCGUUGGAAGCUACCGCCGCGGCAAACCCGUCUCGCACGACGUCGACCUCAUCCUCACCCACCGCGACGAGAGCAUCACGCACAAUCUUGUCGUUGACGUCGUUGCAUCCCUCGAGGAAGAGGGCUGGAUUACACAUACCCUAGCCCUGCAUUUGACCACUUCGAAUCGUAACCAGCAACCCUUGCCCUACCGCGGCGACAGCGAUGGGAAAAACCACUUCGACUCGCUCGAUAAGGCCCUCGUCGUGUGGCAGGACCCUACGCCAACCCACCAACCCAAGGAGAGAACAAAUAAUAACAACAACCCCCACCGCCGCGUCGACAUUAUCAUUUCCCCCUGGCGAACAGUGGGGUGCGCCGUGCUCGGCUGGUCCGGUGACACGACCUUUGAGCGGGACUUGCGGCGGUACGCGAAGAAAUCGCGCGGGUGGAAGUUUGAUUCCAGCGGGGUGAGGGAGCGCACGACUGGCGGGCAGGUUAUUGAUCUUGAGCAUGGGGGUGAGACCUGGGAGGAGCGAGAGAGGAUGGUUAUGGAGGGAUUGGGGGUUGGGUUUAGGCCUGCUGAGGAGAGGUGUACCCGCUGA